Molecule: messenger RNA, 6908 nt
Organism: Carassius carassius (crucian carp)
Lineage: Eukaryota; Metazoa; Chordata; Actinopteri; Cypriniformes; Cyprinidae
Gene: nlgn2a
Product: neuroligin 2a
Exons: 9
Coding region: 1183-3669 (828 amino acids)
Biological process (GO): synaptic vesicle endocytosis; neuron cell-cell adhesion; modulation of chemical synaptic transmission
Cellular component (GO): cell surface; postsynaptic specialization membrane; synapse
Molecular function (GO): neurexin family protein binding; signaling receptor activity
Source: RefSeq, a predicted model, not a curated record
UCGAACGCGAGGAAGGGGAGAGAAAUCAAACGUAUCGUAUCGUAUAAAAUUCAGCCUUGGCUCUCUGGCAGCACUCUGGUUGUGAUACGCCGGGGUCUGUCAGUGCCGUGUCCAGCAGAGCUGUAUCACACAGGGAUGCAGGGAUGCUGAGAGGCCGGCGCGUGGAAUGUGCGCGUCAUCACAGCGACAGAGCAGCUUGGAUAUAGAACGUCACAGAGCGCGUGAACGCGCAUGAGAGAAAGAGAGAGAUGGGCAAUCAAAACCUCACAGCAUCUCUCCCAUCGCUCCCGGAGUCACGGGGAAACGACAGCGGAGCCGGUGAGCACCACGACCGCCUUCAGAAGCUGGACUCUCCGAUAGAUUAAACACGAGACUUCACUGCUGAAGUCAGCGCGUUACGUCGGCGUUCGUUCCCGGAAAACCGAAAUAAAUCACAUCAAAUACGUGCAAACGGAAAGAGAGUGUUGAAUAGACUCAUAGAGGGGGAAAACAUGUCAUAGAAGUGAAUUUGUUUCGUUUUUUCCCCCAUAUGCGCUCAUAAUGGGAGAAGCCGGCGGUCGUUUCCAAACAAGCUCUUCAGUGGACGAAUCCAACUAGACUUCAUUAAGAGAGCGCGCGUGAACAAACCUUCACUUCUGAAACCGUUUCCUCUGAAUCUGUUUUAUGUCUGGGUGUUGUCGGGAGAAACCGUGAAACAUUUCCUGCUGUUCUUGGACGACGGAGAAUCUUUUGGUUUAUCCCGAGCUCAGGCUGAUGGAAUUGCGCUGAGCAACGCUUAAGAAAACGAGGAAAUACCCACAGAGCUCCAAUAUCACAUACCUCUGAUUUCUCCCUGCGGCUCGUUCCCAGGAUCAGCAAUCGUCUGUGUGACCUCUUUAACUGACCUCAUGAGGACGGCUAAGGGAGAUGGAACGUAACAGAAUUUUCUUCUUUACUCUCUACUGCAUUCCCACGAUAACCCACCAGGGCUGAGCACAACCACAGCCCCUCGUCCACCCCGACCCUUCCACAGUCCCCCCAUUCCUGUCCUCCCUCUUGCUCCCUGAAAGACCAAAACAAACCAGCGGGACCACUUUUUCUUGUUCUGUUAUAAUAGUUUAACUUUCCUUUGCCCUUCACCUGUGACAAAGCAAAGCGGAAGUCAAUAAACCAGUGAAGUGGAGAAGGAAAAACAAGACAGUCAUGUAUCUGCCCCAUGCCUUCAAACGCAAUUUGGGCCAUGCCCGCAAUUCAGAGGCCACCCACUCAAUUACUCUCCUCUGGUUGGCUCUGUGGAUCACCUUGGCAUCGUGUCAGCGCAUUGAUCCCGGCUCCAAAUAUCCCACCGUCACCACAAACUACGGAAAGUUGCGUGGGAUUAAAAAAGAGCUUAACAAUGAGAUUCUGGGUCCCGUUGAACAGUACCUUGGCGUCCCCUAUGCCACAGCACCAAUCGGAGACCGUCGUUUUCAACCACCAGAAGCUCCUGGGUCUUGGCAGGAAGUGCGGAACGCUACACAGUUCGCCCCUGUUUGCCCGCAGAACGUGCAUGGUGUUUUACCUGAGAUCAUGCUGCCUGUGUGGUUUACCGACAACUUGGAUGUGGCCGCGACCUACAUUCAGAAUCAGAGCGAAGACUGUCUCUACCUCAAUGUCUAUGUGCCCACAGAGGAUGGUCCACUCACAAAAAAACACGAUGAAUCGACACUGAACCGGCCACGAGAUGAAGACAUCCGUGACCGCAGGAAGAAACCAGUCAUGCUGUUCAUUCAUGGUGGCUCUUACAUGGAAGGAACCGGAAACAUGUUUGACGCCAGUGUGCUUGCGGCAUAUGGGAACGUCAUUGUAGUCACCAUGAACUAUAGGCUGGGAGUUCUGGGUUUUCUUAGCACAGGAGAUCAGUCUGCUAAAGGGAACUAUGGCCUGUUGGAUCAAAUCCAGGCCUUGCGUUGGCUGAAUGAGAAUAUUGGACACUUUGGUGGCGAUCCUGAACGGAUCACGAUCUUUGGCUCUGGGGCUGGAGCGUCUUGUGUCAACCUACUCAUCCUGUCCCACCACUCUGAGGGCCUGUUUCAGAGAGCCAUCGCUCAGAGUGGUACAGCCAUCUCCAGCUGGUCCAUUAGCUACCAGCCCUUGAAGUACACUAAGAUUCUGGCCCGUAAAGUGGGAUGCACAUAUGGGGAGACCGCAGACCUGGUGGAUUGUCUCCGCAGGAAAAAUUUCAGAGAGUUGGUGGAUCAGGACAUCCAGCCGGCCCGCUACCACAUUGCAUUUGGACCCGUGAUGGACGGAGACGUUGUGCCAGAUGACCCCGAGAUCCUGAUGCAGCAGGGGGAGUUCUUGAACUACGACCUUCUGAUUGGUGUAAAUCAGGGAGAGGGGCUGAAGUUUGUGGAUGAUGGGGGCACUGAGAGUGAAGAGGGCAUUUCAGCUGCAGCUUUUGACUACACCAUCUCCAACUUUGUGGAUAACCUCUAUGGCUAUCCUAAAGGUAAAGACAUCCUGAGGGAGACUAUUAAGUUCAUGUACACAGACUGGGCAGACCGAGACAAUGGUGAAAUGCGGCGCAAGACUCUCCUGGCAUUGUUCACAGAUCACCAGUGGGUGGCUCCAGCCGUAGCUACUGCCAAGCUCCACGCAGACUACCAGUCUCCUGUCUACUUCUACACCUUCUAUCACCACUGCCAGACCGAGACGCGACCCGAGUGGGCAGACGCUGCUCACGGGGAUGAGAUACCAUAUGUGUUUGGUGUGCCCAUGAUCGGAGCAACAGACCUCUUCCCUUGCAACUUUUCCAAAAAUGAUGUCAUGCUUAGCGCUGUGGUGAUGACUUACUGGACCAACUUUGCCAAGACCGGGGAUCCCAACUUGCCUGUUCCUCAGGACACCAAGUUCAUCCACACCAAACCCAACCGCUUUGAGGAAGUGAUCUGGACCAAGUUCAACUCCAAAGACAAGCAGUAUCUCCACAUUGGCCUGAAGCCUCGCAUCCGGGACAACUACCGAGCGAAUAAGGUGGCCUUUUGGCUGGAACUGGUUCCUCACCUCCACAACCUUCACGAGGAGGUCUUCAGCACCGCCACAACCCGGCUGCCUCCAGGAACCGCCCGCACCCCACCCUGGAAGGGUCAGGGACCUCGUACCACACGCCAUCCCAUCCCAACCUUCCCUACAGAAUCGGACCCAGACAGCUCAGAGCCCCCUCGAUUCCCUCCCUUCCCAAGCGACACCCGGGACUACUCUACAGAACUGAGCGUGACGGUAGCUGUCGGUGCAUCGCUCCUCUUCCUCAACAUCCUUGCCUUCGCCGCACUUUACUACAAACGCGACAAACGGCACGAGAUGCGACGGCACCGACUGUCCCCGCAGCGAGGUGUACCUGCUAAUGACUUAGCACACAGCCAAGAAGAAGAGAUCAUGUCCCUGCAAAUGAAGCACUCGGAGCACGACGCACACCAUGACAUGGAGCCGCUGCGACCCCAUGAUAUUUUACGUCCCUCAUGUCCACCCGAUUACACAUUGGCACUUCGACGGGCACCCGACGAUGUUCCGCUCAUGACCCCCAAUACUAUCACCAUGAUUCCCAGCACCAUUACUGGCAUGCAACCCCUUCAUGCCUUCAACACUUUCCCUACAACCACCGGCCACAACAACACCUUACCCCACCCUCACUCCACCACCCGUGUAUAGUAGUGCCCCCAGACGAGAGGACUAGCUCUCAUACAUAUCCAGUUUUCUCUCUCUGCCCACCUUUUCAAGCUCCUGAACUUCUUGAGCAGUGACAGCGCAUCCUGUCGGCGUUCUCAUAGACACAAUCAAGGAUUCGUAGAAGUUGUACACACUAGAGGAGCUCAAUGGUGAGCAACAGAUUUGGUCGGCAGUGACAAGUCAUCAGCCUCGUACUGGAUUCAACUAGCUGUUUGUUUUUACACAUUGUUCUUAAAGAAACUGGGCGUCAGUGAUUGACUAAGCUGAUCCGAUGUCAUAAGGAGAAUUGGGGACAUUUACCCACUUUUCUUCUCUCAGUAAAUUGGCAGAGUGCAGAUUUCAUCCAUCCUUUUGUUAUUCCAUUAGCAGCCCAUCGCUGUCUGUCUGAAUGUGAUCUGUGUCCUUGGGUUAUGUUUUACAUGAAUCAUAGGGGCAUUCGAUAAAAGCGGAAGCUGGAUAUGUUGUGUUUUCCUGCAGUUUUGUGUCAAGUAUUAAACCAUUCCUUGUAACAAGACACAAAGAGAGAAAAUGACAGCAUCUGACAGAAGACGAAAACAAAAGUGCCAACAUCCUCUCUUUUUUUUUUUUUCUCGCUCUCGCUCUGCACUGUGCGUGUCAUUUUAUCACACAUAUUUGACUUGGCUAUGUGUUGUUUCUUAGGAAGAUUUUUGUAUGUAAAAAUAUAAAGACAAAUAUAUAAAAGAAUGAUUUAAAUAUAUAUUUACAUGGAUUGCUCUGUGGGAUCUAUGCAUGAAAUAUUUUAAAGCACCAAGAAGGACUUUUUUUGUUUAUUUGUUUGUUUUUGUUUUUGAAGUUUGCUUGCUUCUCCUUCUCUGCAGUGGUAUUUUCAUCAGUAUUAGUCCAAAUGUAACCUCCUCAGUCUGACCACUCUAUAGGACAGUAACCUCUCUCUGUAUCCAGAGAGCUAUCGACAAUAUUCUUUUUAAUGCUUUUUGACAUUCAUAUACAGAUGUUGGUGCUAUUAUUUGACCAUCAACCAUGUAGUGCUCUUCCAGAGCCAUCUGGGAUGGUCCGAACAGUUGCAUAAAUACAGCAAAUGCACAUGUACAAUACAGAUGAUGCUCUUACACCUCAGCCCAUCUUUCUCUCUCUCUGUGGCCUCUCUCGUUCUAUCUCUGUCCUUAUUCUUUCAGUUCAACACCAUUUGGUUUUUGCCAACCAAGUUUAAUAAGCAUCUUUUUGUGUACUUGUGCGUGUGCACACAUAACGAGAGUGUGUUUUCUAGGCAAUAGCCAGGUGUCCUGUACAUUUGUGGGUAAUGUGAAUGUAUGAGGUAAGAGAAUAUGUGACGGAGAGACGCAGCGAGAGAAGGGAAAUCCUCAUAACACAGAAAUCUGUGGCCCUCUAUCAUUCAGGAAAACCUACCUGGCCAUUUAACAUACUAAAUAUUUGGGAAUAGACUGGAAGCACUGCUAAUAUCAGUUUGAUGUGUUCACCCACAUCUCUACAUAUCCCACAUCUGUCUGCACUGCACACUUUUUGACAAGGUUAUGACAAGCACAGCAAAUAGUGGUGGCAAACCAGAUCUUUAUAAUGAAAAAUCAUACAGAUUAAAAGAACGGUAAAAGAAUGAAUGGCUCAGAAUCACUGGACAGUAGCUGUGGGAUAAACAUGAUCACUUAUGUUCUCUUGCCGUGUUAUUUUUCUGCCACUGCUGUGUCUCGGGUGGAUGACGGAUUGUGAAAUGCGUUUGUCUCACUGUUGGCUCCAGUGUAUUGAGCCUGAGAUGCCCAGGACCAUCAUGAUGGAGCAAGAACUAACACCAGUAUGCUGCACAUAGUACUAAACAUGAACAGACUCUAAUUUCUGAGCAAACAUGCUGGAGGUUCAUUCAUGAAUACAGAACUUUCUUCUGCGGCGUGGACUGAAAACAACAACAACCGGACAAUAAACGAAGGGAGAUUGUAACAAACAUUUGUUUGCAAGUACCUUCUGGAGAUCCGAGAGUGUAGGUUGGACCUGUGAAUAUGUACCAUCUGUGGACUUUUGUGUGGUUGUAGGUAUAACUGAACUCCAUUUGAAACAAACUAUGAGGCGUUGACUAGAGCUGCAUACAAAACAACCUCAGUUCUAAAAAUCAGUAGUUCUGACUCUUUUGUUAUUUCUCUUGUUUGUUUUUGGACGCUCAACCACUAGAGUGUAAUGUGGUGUUACAUACAGAAUAAAGAGUCUACAUCCAUUCCGAGCCAUUCAUUGGGUCUUCAGUAGGCGUACAAUGAGAGAAGGAGAAAUAGAAAUGAACUGUACAUUUUUAAGUGUAAGAACAAAUCAACUGAAAAUAUUUGUAAAUAUUCAGUUACUUGUUUAAAUAUUUUGUUUGUUCUUCUUUUCUUUUGGUUUUUGUUUCUGGUUUGAAAUACGUUGUGACCAGGACAACAGGUGCAAGUUCUAAUUCAGCCACCAGCAAAAUUGAUGAAUCUGAUUCGUUAAAUUCACUUUCUGCUGCUUCAUUUAGUUUUGAGAUCAGAGGAUGGAGAGGAUGUAUUGCUCCUAUAUUUAAGCAUAAAGAGAUAUAAAGAGUGUAUUAUGUAGCAUACCAAUGUCACUUGAAUCAUCACAGCUAGUCAUAUUUCUGCACAAGUAUGAUUUCAUGUACAAAUCCUACCGGUUUUCAAAAUUGUUUGAUAUGGAGAUGGACUAGAACAUCAAGUUUAUUUAAGCAAAGUAAGCACUGGAAACUAUGGUGGUUAUGAGAAGUUUUUCAUCUGCCAUGAACUUGUUGUAGCAUUGAAGUCUUACCAAAAGGUGUUAGAGAUUUUAUGAAAUAUCUAAAAUAGGGGGAAAGUAUUGUUUUAUGGUAUCAUUUGUACACUUUAUUAUACAUUUUAUUUUAUUUUUUGAAUGAAUUAAGCAUCUAGUGAAAUAAUGCCAAAUUAAAGGUGCACGAGGAUCUGGAUAUGUCAAGUCUGAUGGUUUAAAGAUCACUGAAUAAAUGAAGCACACGUUAUUCCUCUAAGAAAAUAAAGACAUUUUACUGGGUCCUAAAGCAAAUUUACACCUGUUGCCCUGUUUUACUAUAUAUAUGUUCAGAAUCAGAACACCACAGUUGAUGAAGAAUAAACAUGUUAAUAAUGGAUUUUUUUAAAAGAAUGGUAAAAAAUAUAUAAAUAAGGUGAUGAUAUUUCUCUUUAUUUAGAAGUUAUUACACACUGUAUGCUGUGACUCUGAUCUGGAGAACAUUAAAGAAAUUCAUAGUCAGA